Molecule: messenger RNA, 2204 nt
Organism: Orbicella faveolata
Lineage: Eukaryota; Metazoa; Cnidaria; Anthozoa; Scleractinia; Merulinidae
Product: general transcription factor IIH subunit 1-like
Biological process (GO): DNA-templated transcription; nucleotide-excision repair
Cellular component (GO): transcription factor TFIIH core complex
Source: RefSeq, a predicted model, not a curated record
AGCGGCUUACUUUCCUAGUGCCAUCCAAGAUGGCGGACCGGGUUCUUCUUGAAGUUAUAAACACAAAGCACAAAAAGACUGGUGGAACUUUGCGUCUGAUGUCUAACAAUUUGAUUUGGGUUCCCUACGGGUCGGAUAAUCCCAAGCUGUCGUGUGCAUAUUCCGAAAUCAAAGUUCAACGGAUAAGUCCUGAAGGAAGCUCUAAAGUACAAAUACAGCUUGUUCUUCAUGAUGGAAACAAUUUCACUUUCCAGUUUACCAAUGACUCACCUGUGAAUGCUAAAAAGGAAAGAGAUGAAAUAAAAGAGCUUUUGGCACAGCUUAUCCCAGCUCACAGGAAAAAAGCAAAUAAAGAGCUUGAAGAAAAGAACAGAGUGCUGAAAGACAAUCCUGAGUUGUAUCAACUCUAUAAAGAUCUAGUUGUCAGUGGAGUCAUCACAGCUGAAGAGUUCUGGGCUAACAGAACUAAGACCCAGGACACCCAGGCUGUACAGUCAGAGCAGGCUGUGGGAUUGUCAUCAGCGUUACUUGCUGAUAUGCAGCCAGAAAGUUCUGGCUGUAAUGAAGUCAAGUACAAUUUGAAUGUUGACACCAUUGAGGCAAUAUUUAAGACUUAUCCUGCAGUGAAAAGAAAGCACCAAGAGGUUGUUCCACAUGAGAUGCCAGAGAAGGAUUUUUGGACAAAGUUCUUCCAGUCGCAUUAUUUCCACAGAGACAGGGUCAACUCCAGAGCAACGCCAGGUGACAUGUUUACUGAAUGCGCAAAGGAGGAUGAACAUGAGCAAUUGUCCAAGAAACUUUCAGCUUUUAAAGAUCCCUUACUGGAUCUUACUGGAGACUCGCCGGUUCCAGAUGAGGGUUACGGGCUGACUGCAGAACCUACAGACCCCAAGAACAAUGCAACAAGCCAGUCUUUGUUUAGAAGACUCAACCACCAUGGCCUUAUGGUGCUACAAACCACAGCUGCCGGGUCCAGCACAACAGCAGAAAAGGAGAAAAACGGAAAAAACGGUGAUUCGAAGGAAGCAGCUCCCCCUGCGAAAAAGAGUCGUCUCCGCGAGAUGGUGGAAUAUGAUGACUUGGCUGAACUACAAGCCAGAGAACUACCCAGCUUAAAAAUCGCUGAUUCGUCAAAAUUUUCCCAAGGUCUAAUACCUGCAGUCCCCAAGGAAAGGGGAUCGCUUCACUCCAAACGAAGCAAAACAGACGUUUCGUUAGCUGUGCAGUGCAACCAAAGAGAGGUAGAGCAUUGGCAGCCCGACCUACCGGGGGCCCUUUCCAGUGACAUGGCCUGUCACGUGCUUACAGAAAUGUCCCCUGGAGGAUCAUUGAUGACGACAACUUCUGAAACGAGCAUGCAACAUUUAGUCUCCUCUUCACUGCAAUCAGAAGUCAAGCUUCAGUACAGUUCACUUGCAGAGCUACUGAGACAUUUUUGGUCAUGUUUUCCUGUCAAGACACAAUUCUUAGAAGAAAAGAUGGUAAGACUUGGUCAAAGCCUUGAAAGAUACAAGGACGUUAAGUUGCAGCAAUUUCGCAGUCAACUAUCAAUGGAGGAUUCUCACUUGGCGAACCACUUGGUAGAGAUGCUGGACACGGCGCUCACAAAAUACAGAACAUGGUUAGAAAAGAAAUCUGCCACAAGAAUCUCCAGCUGACAUUGAAUCGACAACAUUCAAAGGAAUUAAUUUUGUAACUUAUGAUAGGUUCGAGGGGUAAUGGACGGAAGAAAAGACCUGCAUGCAUUGAUGUUUAAACCAAGGGUAAAAUUGUACUUUUGUCAAGAGCGUUAGCAGCGUUGGUUUUUUUCCUGGAUUGCAGUUCGAGUAGGGCGUUUCUCGGUGGAAAAUAAAAAUCGUUUUGUUAAUAUUUGGACAUGUGCAGUCUGCAAUCUUUAAUUCAGGUUUUACGAAGUUCAACGUUGGCAAAACGUAGGAGGUGAUCGGCCAACUCGGGCAUUGAGAAAACUUACCUCAAAAGAGUUUUUUUGACAUGUAGUUGACCCUCACAUUCCAGGAUUUGAAUUGCGUCGAUUGUUUGUAGAGAUGUAAACAUAUGAUGUUCUCUCGUUUAUAGCCAUAGUGAAUAGAAAAGAAAAUUAAGUAAUGGUUCCUAAGCUUUUGGGAAAACUUUUGUACUAUGCCACUAUUUGUAAUCUGGAAUAUUUUUGUCUGUUAAACAUCUAUUAAAAACCUUAUUGUGAA